Saccostrea echinata is the source of this 729-nucleotide messenger RNA. Its product is annotated as phytanoyl-CoA hydroxylase-interacting protein-like. Gene Ontology annotation, cellular component: cytoplasm. The transcript has a single exon. The coding region runs from base 1 to 729 and encodes 242 amino acids. Lineage: Eukaryota; Metazoa; Mollusca; Bivalvia; Ostreida; Ostreidae. The record is from RefSeq and is a predicted model, not a curated record.
AUGGCGGAAUCGGCCCCUAAAGUUGAUGGAUUUAGUGAGUUUUGCACAGGAAAUAAACACUUAGAAAAAGUUUGGGAAAAACUUUUGAAAAUCCAGGAAUUUUAUGAAAUGGACACAGUCUCUCAUUUUUUUCAUUGUACUUCCAAAAGUUGCAAAAAUGAAAUUCUACAUUCUAGGAUGUUGAGAGGAGAGAUAACAGAGUCUCCUGAGCUGGCACCAUUGGCAGCAAACACAAACUUGAAAGGAGUCUGGUUCGUACUGGCUUUAGAAGAGAGAGAGCUUCCCAAAAUAUCCCCUUACGGAACACAGAGGAUUAGAAUACCUGCAUCAGUAAUGAUGAAUUACAUGGUAAACACAUCGCUGGACGACGACGAUGAUAAUAAUGACCCAUCUCGGACAAAAUCAGACAAUGAAGACAAUCUGUUUUUAUUUUUUGAGAGCUCGUAUACAUACAAUGGGAAAACCCAGUACGUCAGGCUCCUUUUAGUUCGGUCUACUGACCCAAAUUUACACUGGUGUAAACAAAACUUACACGAAGUGAAUUUAUAUGACAAUCCUUUUUUUCAAUGGUCAGAUGACAAGCUUUUAUCUUCCAAGAAUCACGGAACAAAUUUGUGGGUAGAGAUACUCGUCGUAAGAGACAUUGUACUUGAUAAAUUAACAGAGAAUCCUGUCUGGGAUGUGGUUAAAAAAGGGAGACGGGAAGGAGGAGAACCUGACAUACUGUAG